AUGCUCGUCUCGCCUAUACGCGUACACAACCUCCUGGCGGGCCUGCUCGACGACGACGGGCCGCACACAGCGCUCCUCAUUACACCGCCAGGGAUGCUCAUUUCCCAGGCAACGCUCGAUGAGGAGGGCAGUGAACCGAACGGCGCCACAACUGAGCCCUCGGUCGAAGGGGAGGACGCGGAGGACGGGUCAGAGGAGGAGGAGAGGGACGACUCGGGGAGCGAGGAUGAUGAUGAUGAUGACGAUGAGCCGUACCUUGAGGGUCCGGAGCGGUUGCGGUUGCUCCUAGGACUUGCGAGCCAGUGGGAGGACGACGAGAGCCCUCGUGUCGAGUGUGAACUCGGACGCCUGUUCCUCCGGCCCAUCGUCCUCGACGAACCCGAGGUGCCGCAGCCCAACGCCGCAAUCCCGGCUGUCCGCCCCCCGCACAUCUCGAACUUUGUGCUCGUGCUGAACGGGACCGCGCACACGCCGUGGGCGACACUGGCAGCGAAGGCUGACGAGUUCCUCUCGCAGUGGUAG
Molecule: messenger RNA, 522 nt
Organism: Cutaneotrichosporon cavernicola
Lineage: Eukaryota; Fungi; Basidiomycota; Tremellomycetes; Trichosporonales; Trichosporonaceae
Exons: 3
Coding region: 1-522 (173 amino acids)
Source: RefSeq, a predicted model, not a curated record